GAUACGACACCUGCAACAAAAUUUGCUUUUAUCUUCUUCAAUGCGAAUGACCAACAAGUUUGAAUCCUGUUUUAGCUUCAUUUUUACGGUUUAAGGAAUGUACAACGACGACGAAGAACAAGAAGAAGGUCCAAAGAGCUCCUUUACUACGUAUUUGGCUGAAGGAGAUGUAUUGUUUAAGCAAGCGGAGUACAAGAAAGCGCUGGAUAGUUACAAUUUGGCGUUAGAGCUUCAACCGACGGAGAAAUCAGCUCUGGUUGCGCGCUCAAAAUGUCAUCUUCAACUGGGUGACAGCGAGGCGGCCCUGAAAGAUGCCGAAAGUGCUUUGGUAGACGACAAAGAGUUUAUUCGGGCAUUAUAUCAAAAAGCUGAAGCCCUCUACUCAAUGGGAGAUUUUGAGCAUGCUUUGGUAUUUUAUCAUCGUGGAAAUAAGUUGAGACCAGAGCAGCAAGAAUUUCGACUGGGGAUACAAAAGGCUCAAGAGGCAAUUGAUAAUUCCAUUGGACGUGCAGCAAAAAUAAAAUUGGAGAGUAAAGGUGAUCUUUCAUUCUUUGCAAAACAAGAUGAGGUGGUGAAAAAGCCAAAAGGUUAUGUGAAACCAAGGUGUCGAAGAAAUAACCAACAGCAUCAGACCAACCGAGGAAAGAAUACCAAACCUCCUGGAUCUUCAGCUAAAACUGUCAAAAAGUUACUUGGAGAACUUUACGCCGAUAAACAAUACCUGGAAAACCUUAUGAAUGACAAAGGUUUUGUUCAAGGUAGCAAUGACGAUACUAUCUAUUCAUUAAUAUCCAAUGGCAUUACCUACCUGGACUCAAGAACAGAAUUUUGGCGCCAACAGAAGCCGCUUUAUGCUCGCAAGAAACAGAAACCUUUACCUCAUCGUAAUAAGCCGAAAAACUCGAAGACCACGGAUUUCGUGUUACGUUCUCUGGAGGAUAUUGACCAGAAAUUAACGAAUGGGGAUAAUGAAGGCAGUUUGAAACAGGCGGAGGACACUUUACGUCAAGUGAAAGCGAUGAGAGACCAAGAAAUUUCCAAUAAACAAGAAGUUAUUGCUAAUCUUCAUUCGUGUAUUCCGAUUACCAAAUGGAGAACCAUCCUGAGCAUUUCUCGUAAAAUUAAGAGUGAAGAUGGUAUAUCGCGUGCUUUGGAUAACAUUGGGCGUUGUCACGCGCGACUCAGUCAGUUUGGGCAAGCCAUAAAUAGCUGGAUGGAGAAAUUACCUUUGAGCAAGAGUGCAUUGGAAACCACGUGGCUUCAACACGAAAUAGGCCGAUGUUAUCUCGAACAGAAGAACUACCGGGAUGCCUUGGAAUGUGGUCAGCAGUCACUUGCAUCAGCGCAGGAGGCACAAGAAAAGGUGUGGGAACUGAAUGCGACUGUAUUGAUUGCGCAGUCGCAAGUCAAACUUGGCGAGUUAACAAUGUCGCUCACCUCCUUUCAAAAUGCUCGCGGCAUUGCGGAGUGUUUGGACGACAAAGCCGCCGAGAUGGCCAUCGGGAAGGCAAUUGAUGAUGUGAAGAACAGAAUCGAAACAGGAAUCGUGGACGAUGACAGUACAACCACACGAGAUAAUCCAGGAACGACUUUGACACCGAACGAUACAGAGGAACGGACAGUGGAGACAAGCGAACCGCGGUACAAUGAUGAUGAUCAGGGUACAGAAAGGGAUACUAAAGCCACCGCCGAUAAUACCACCAACGAUGAGACGGCAGCAUAUGAACCAGGAGAAAACUUUAGCGUGGAAACUGAUACUUCAUGAAAGAAACAUAUAGAAGAUCUCUUCAACAUAGGAUGAUUGUAUCAUGAUAAUUUUCUUUUGUAUAGCUGUACAUAAAUGCCACAAUACAAUAAAUCCGGGCGAGUUGGGA
Xenia sp. Carnegie-2017 is the source of this 1874-nucleotide messenger RNA. RefSeq names its product outer dynein arm-docking complex subunit 4-like. The record is from RefSeq and is a predicted model, not a curated record. NCBI's taxonomy places the organism in Eukaryota, Metazoa, Cnidaria, Anthozoa, Malacalcyonacea, Xeniidae. Gene Ontology annotation, molecular function: protein binding. Gene Ontology annotation, cellular component: cytoplasm.